AAAGCUUUUUUUUCCUCGACGAAAAAUGGUUAUAAAAGCAUAACCCUGAAUCAACAAUUCUCAUCAGUACCAACUCUUCUUUCUCUGAUCAUCACAUUAUUCUCUCUUUUUCUUCACUUUUCUAUCGACAAAUACCAAUACCCCUUCCGAUAACAUGGGUCAUGAAUGGAUCGAUGCAGAGAGGGAGUUCAAAUGGAGCGAGGAUGUCAAAGUUGAAAGUGAAGUGACUGAGAUCGUUCUUGUUCGCCAUGGAGAAACCACUUGGAAUGCUGCCGGAAGAAUCCAGGGACAAAUUGAAUCAGACCUUAACGAGGUUGGACUAAAGCAGGCUGUUGCAAUCGCUGAGAGGUUGGGAAAAGAGGAAAGACCUGUAGCUGUGUAUUCAUCAGACCUCAAACGAGCCAAAGACACUGCUCUUAUGAUCGCCAAAACUUGUUUCUGUCCCGAGGUGAUCGAAGUACCUGACUUAAAGGAGAGGCACGUGGGUAGUCUCCAAGGCCUGUAUUGGAAAGAAGGAGCAGAGAAAGAACCUGAAGCUUACUCUGCCUUUUUCUCUUCCCAAAACGACCUCGAGAUUCCGGGAGGAGGAGAGAGCUUUGACCAACUUGCUGAUAGAUCCAUGGAUGCUCUUGAGCAAAUUGCUAAGAAGCACAAAGGAGAGAGAGUGAUAGUGGUGACUCAUGGAGGAGUGUUGAGGGCAAUUUACUUAAGGAUCACACAAGCUUCCUCUGCCGGAAAACUCUUGAAUGCUUCAGUGAAUGUGGUUCAUCUCCGUGAUCAAAAAUGGAUCAUCGAUUCGUGGAGCGAUGUAUCACAUCUAUCAUCCGUUGGAUUUCUUCAACGUGGCUUUGAUGGAGACGCCAAGCCCUAGAGAACCUCCUCAUUCAUAUCUUGUGUCGAUCUAUAAAGACUUCUAUAAAUAAGUAUCUAUUUAUCUUGAUGUUUCUGUGUGCUUUACUUAAGAUGCGUAAUCUUCUUGUUGAUCAAUUCCUAUCAUCUUGUAAUUUGUAUUACUCUAUUAAUAAGAGAUUUUCAUCUUUACUUGUGAUGGUAUCGACAACUUAUAAUGAGACUUUAUU
Arabidopsis thaliana (thale cress) is the source of this 1079-nucleotide messenger RNA. RefSeq names its product Phosphoglycerate mutase family protein. Gene Ontology annotation, molecular function: catalytic activity; L-phosphoserine phosphatase activity. The transcript has 6 exons. The record is from RefSeq and is marked reviewed. Lineage: Eukaryota; Viridiplantae; Streptophyta; Magnoliopsida; Brassicales; Brassicaceae. Bases 155 to 871 code for a protein of 238 amino acids.